This is a messenger RNA of Homalodisca vitripennis (glassy-winged sharpshooter), 1752 nucleotides long. RefSeq names its product aldehyde dehydrogenase 1A1. Bases 168 to 1640 code for a protein of 490 amino acids. Gene Ontology annotation, molecular function: aldehyde dehydrogenase (NAD+) activity. The record is from RefSeq and is a predicted model, not a curated record. The transcript has 12 exons. Lineage: Eukaryota; Metazoa; Arthropoda; Insecta; Hemiptera; Cicadellidae.
GACGCCACAGACACCAGCUGUCACAAGGCAGCCUCUCUGUUAUCUACCGCUGAUAAGACGCCUGCCACACAGCCACCACUCCGUACAACUGCUGGUGUAUUUACGGCCCUCAUCUGAACCGGCGACUGUAUUCCUUGACUCCAUCUCUGCGACUACAUACAUCAGACAUGCCGAACCGCACUCCUAAAAUCAAAUACACUAAGCACUUCAUCAACAAUGAGUUUGUGGACUCCUUGGACAAGAAAACCUUUGCAGUACUAAAUCCUUGCACAGCAGAGAAAAUCUGUGAUGUGGCUGAAGGUUUUAAGGCCGAUGUCGACAUUGCAGUGAAAGCAGCAAAGGCAGCCUUCCAGCAAAACUCUGCCUGGAGAACCUUGGAUCCCUCAGCCAGAGAGGUCCUCAUGAACAAGUUGGCUGACCUAAUCGAGAGAGACGCAGAUGAACUAGCCAGUAUACUCACAUUGGAAAAUGGAAAACCAUUCAAGGCAGCAUUGUGGGAAAUCCAUAAUGCCGCCAAAACCAUGCGUUACUACGGUGGGUGGUGUGACAAGAUUUAUGGCAAGACUAUACCUGUAGAUGGUCCGUUUUUCACAAUAACCCUAAAGGAGCCUGUGGGAGUGACUGGUCAGAUCUUGCCAUGGAAUUUCCCUGUAGCCCUCCUUGCAGCCAAGUGGGGACCUGCCCUUGCUGCUGGAUGUACUACUGUGCUCAAACCAGCUGAGCAGACACCGAUCACAAUCCUUCAGAUCGCUGCACUCACCAAAGAGGCUGGGUUUCCUCCAGGAGUGAUAAAUGUUGUCAACGGUUUUGGUCCCACUGCUGGAGCAGCCAUUACAAACCACCCUGACAUUUCAAAAAUAGCUUUCGUAGGCUCCACUGAGGUUGGCAGAAUAAUCAUGGAGUCAGCUGCCAAGUCCAACCUGAAGAGAGUUGGUUUGGAGCUUGGAGGAAAGAGCCCAAUUGCUAUAUUUGAUGAUGUUGAUGUUGACAAGGCAGUAGAAAUUGCUUAUGAGGCUGUAUUUAUCAACGGAGGCCAGGCAUGUUGUGCUGGCACCAGAACCUUUGUUCAGGACACAAUCUACGAUGCCUUUGUUAAGAAGGCAGCAGAAAGAGCGGCCAAGAGGAAAGUUGGAGACCCAUUCAGUGAUGAAACGGAACAGGGUCCUCAGGUUGACGAGGAAAUGUUCACCAAAGCCCUGCGGAUGAUAGAGUCAGGGAAGAAGGAAGGAGCUAAGCUGGAGACAGGAGGCAGCAGGAUUGGAGACAAGGGAUACUUCAUCCAGCCUACAGUAUUCUCCAAUGUUACAGACAACAUGACCAUCGCUCGAGAGGAGAUUUUUGGCCCAGUCCAGCAGAUCCUGAAGUUCUCUUCUGUGGAAGAGCUAGUGGAAAGAGCUAACAACACUACGUAUGGUCUGGCCGCUGGCAUUGUCACCAAUGACCUCAACAAAGCCAUCGCCUUUGCCAAGGCUGCCCAGGCUGGCAGUGUCUGGGUGAAUUGUUUCAACAUUGUGAGCUAUCAAGCACCUUUUGGUGGUUACAAGGAAUCUGGAUUCGGAAAGGAUAUGGGAGAGGAAGCUAUUCACGAGUACCUCAACAUCAAGACUGUCACCAUUGCACUGCCUACACCAUCAAAGUAACAUCUACUACGCUCACUGCAUUUUUGUUAUAUAAAUCAUUUUUACCACAUUUCAUGUUGCAAUAACUGUUUAAAAAACAAAUUUGUUCAAUAAACUUAUCUACAAUAAUGUA